Ixodes scapularis (black-legged tick) is the source of this 7557-nucleotide messenger RNA. RefSeq lists its product as uncharacterized. Gene Ontology annotation, biological process: actin filament organization; calcium-mediated signaling; neuron projection development. The record is from RefSeq and is a predicted model, not a curated record. Gene Ontology annotation, molecular function: actin filament binding. The transcript has 18 exons. The coding region runs from base 184 to 4287 and encodes 1367 amino acids. Lineage: Eukaryota; Metazoa; Arthropoda; Arachnida; Ixodida; Ixodidae. Gene Ontology annotation, cellular component: dendrite; postsynaptic density; cytoplasm.
CCUUUCGAUUUCUGCCGCUUGAGGGCGAAGACCCUUGCUUCGCCAGCGACAAGUUACAACGCUCCAAAACAUGGCGGCGAGGCAGCGACGUGCGGGAUCUCGGGUUCACGGGGCGGCUAAAUGAACACAUGAUGGCCGAAGAGAGUUGGUCUUCCACCACUGCUGAAAAGUCACGGCUACAACAUGGCUGACGUCCGCCGUUCUGAAGUGCUGGCGGCAUCACGCUCGCGUACGGGGUGGCUUGACGAACCUCCCCCUACGUCUUCCUCACCCACAUCGCCUGCAAAACCUUUCAUCUCAAGCCUCCGCUCCACAUUUGAAUCACGUCCUAACCAACUCCAAGAUGGGGCCGAGCGGCGACGCUUAUCUCCUGGUGGGGUCAAGGUUGGCUCCAAAGUCAGCUCCAUUGCCAACAUGUUCCAAGCCCGGGACGAAAACAAGGCAGCGUCAACCGAAUCACUGGCACGCACGUCGCCCCUGGAGCAGAACCCCGUGGAAGCGGCGAGGCCAUCAGGCCCUCCCACGCUAACUCGCAGUGACAGCCAUGUUGCCCGUUUCUACAAUGCCCGCGCUAUGUUUGAGCGAUUGCAGGAAGCAUCUAAGAAGCCUCAGAUGGUGGCAACUCCAGGGCGCAGAGGCAGUGUUGCAAGUUCUCCUGCUAGUUCACCCUCUUCAUCAGCCCCUGCUUCAUCAUUUCCACGAUGGAGCGAGGAAGCACCUUCCGAGGAGCCUGCAAAGACAUUGGUCAAUGGAGACUCGCAUGGCACCAAGUGCAGCGUUGCAAGUGCGGCAGAGCAGAAGAUAAUUGGCUCAGAAUCUGCUGUUGCCAAUGGGGUGGGAAAGCAAGACGUUGCAAAGGCUGCCAUAGCUCCGGUUUUAGAGAAGAAAGUUCCUGACGAGGAACCCCUACCUCCAGUUAAAGUUCCUCAACAUAAGAAGCCCUCAGCGCCACCACGAGUUGAGUCUUUAAGACGUUCGUCGGAGGACUGCUCUGCGCUUGUAGAUCCUCGGCAGCCAGAGGAAUUGAAGCAAGUUCGACUUCUGCCACCUGCCGUGGAGGACUCUGGGAAGGAGCAAGCCCCAGAAUUAGUAGAAGAUCUAAAGUUAACACUGUCAUCUGCUCUUAGUAGUUCUAGCUGCUCAUUGGACUCCGGUGCUGGGGAGUCGCGGGCCGUAGAAUGCAUCAAUGAGCACUUUGAAAUGCCGUCUCUAGGAGCAUGUGUGCCAACAGGUUCAAACAAGCAUGUCCACACUCAUCACAACAUGACCGAAGGAUUGUCAGUUGAGGAGACUAACGUUAAGCAGCACAUGGAUGUGGACGAAGCAACUGUGGGUAGCCUAGAGUGGAGAGAAACAGCCAAUGAUGAUUCUGAAUGUGCCAAACACCCACCCUGCGCCACUUUUGGUCGGCUCAACAGUAGCAAGCCUCCCCUUCCGUCAAAGCCACCGGUGCUUCACCAGGUAUCUUCAAGACAUGACUCCGGUUCUGUGGGGGACACUGAAGACGUGCCCCAUUGGCCACAGCAGGAAUAUGUGGGUCACAAUGGCAUCAGUGAACCAUCUUCUAACAGUGUCCUUCUGUACACAUUGGCAGCUGCUUCUGGAAGGUCCCCUAUGCUUUUGCAACAGGACAAUGUCUGCCAUGACAAAUAUGGUGAAAACAGCAGCUUGAAGCAUGCUGCUGGGGAAACGCUAGCUGAACUUGAGAAUCGCGAGCAUGAGCUGUUCAACGUGGAAGCAGUCAUAAAUUCCCACUCAUACAAGGGUGAUCCAUUUGGAGAAAUCAACUUAGACGCACAGGUGGAUGGGAGUGGUGUAGAGUUCAUGACCCAGGAGGAGGCUGACAAGUUGCUUAGUUCCAGCCGACAGCAAGAGAUCUUGAGUGACGAAGAGGCCCAAGAGGUGCGGCGUCUUCUGGUGCUGCGCACGCCGUCGCCCACUGUGGAUGUGGCGUCGGAGGAAGAGGGCACCGGUCGGCUAGCCAGUGUGGUGGUGGUGGAGGAAGAGGGUGUGUCUUACCACGUCUUGCCGGACGGCCACUUCUUUACGGAGCAGCCGGGCCUGACGAGUGACGAGGAAGAGUGCGUGGAGAACUGCCAGUUUCCCGCUCCUCCACUGCGCCACAGCUCACGGGUCAAAUUCAGCACCGACCCCAUCAAGGUAUUCAGCACACACUCCGUAGAUGACUAUGAUCGACGCAACGACGAUGUAGAUCCAGUCUCUGCUUCAGCAGAGUACGAACUAGAGAAGAGAAUUGAGAAGAUGGACGUGUUUCCUGUGGAGCUUGUUAAAGGUCCUGAAGGACUGGGUCUCAGCAUUAUUGGCAUGGGGGUUGGUGCUGAUGCCGGACUAGAAAAAUUGGGUAUCUUUGUGAAGACUAUAACGGAAAACGGAGCAGCUUAUAAGGACAACAGAAUUCGAGUAAAUGAUCAGAUCAUUGAAGUGGAUGGCAAGUCCCUUGUCGGUGUGACACAGGCAUACGCAGCGUCAGUUCUGCGGAAUACCUCCGGGCUCGUAAGGUUCUUAAUUGGCCGCGAACGGGACUCGACCAACAGCGAGAUAGCGCAGCUGAUCUACCAGUCGAUUCAGGCAGACAGGGAACGGGAGGCACGGCUCAAGGGGGCUCCUCAGGACGCCCAGGGGGGGCUGGACUCCCUCGCUUCGACUCCUGAUGACGAUGGGGAAGAGCUCACUCCGGGCGUGGCUUUUGAGCUGUCCAAUGACAGCAGCGACUCACUCUCGCCUGACACAGACCCCGAUGGUAUCCGGCUCCGUUUCAAGGAGACGCAGUACCGUCUGGCGGUGGCGGAGGCCGAGGUGCGCUCGCUGCGGGAGAAGCUGGCGCUGGCUGAAGGGGAGCGGGUAGACCUCGGGCGGCUGCUGGAAGGGGCCCAGGGGCGGCUGCAGGACGCGGAAGCAACGGCCGCAGCCCUGCGGGAGGAAGCGGCCCAGCAGCACGAGGCGGCCCUGGAGCUGCAGGACCGGCUGUGUGCGCUGGAGGCUAAGUACGGCCGAGCCAAGCGGCUGCUGCGUGAACUUCAGCAGCGGGGCCAAGAGGCGGCUCAGCGAGAGGAGUUCCACCUGCACCAGCUGCAGGAGAAGGACCACGAGUACAACGCCCUGGUCAAGGCGCUCAAGGAUCGGGUCAUCCUUCUGGAAAACUGCCUGUCAGAAACUCAGAAGGCAGCAGGCUUGCCCAUGCAGUUGCCUUAUGAUAACACAAUGAAGUUGCUCACACCACAGAUGAAGAAGAGGAGGCCACCACCCCCUGCAGUUCCCCUUUCAGAAUUGGACAGUGACGACUGCCUGCGGUGUGAAUUAAGCCCCGACGAAGUGUCCAGCGACCACCGGCGGUCGACGGUGGAGCGGCGGGGAGCAGGAGAUGCAUUUGACCGAGCUGUGCCACACACCGAAUUUCUGGACUCCACUGCUGCCAAAGCCAAGGCUGAGCUGGCCGCCAAAGGCAGUCUUGCUAACAGGCAGCCGCCAUCCGUGUCAGCUCUCAAGAAACAGACUAGCACUGACAUGGCUUCUCCUGACGAGCAGCAAGAUCUCAACACAUCGAUUAACAGCACUGGGUCGGAAACAUCGGUUCAUAGUUCAUCUCGUUUAUCCGACACAAGUAACACAUCGGACUCUUCGCCGACGCGACCCCUGUCUCAGCAGUUGGGAGACGAAUUCAAGUCUGCUGUUUUGCAAUGGCAGAACAGGGGGCACAAUGACAGCUCGGGCUCUCUCGGCUCCCUGGAGAGCCCACCAGGCAAGCGGCUGUCUUCGCUGUCAUCGCCCACUGAUUCACAGCAGAGCCUGUCACCGACUCCCACUCCUCCCCCGCAUGCUCAGAAAGUGACCCUACUUACGCACAAGAAGCUUAACCCAAGCCUGCCGCGCGAUGGCAGCUUGCGCCCGUCACCUGGCCAGAAGGGUGGCGGGGAGCCAGGUGUGGCAUCGCGGGAGCGGCGAGAAGAAGUGCGACCACACCACUGGCAGAGCGGACCGGUCGACCGUUGGAGCGUCUCGCAAGUGGGCCAGUGGCUCGUGGUGCUGGGCCUGGAGGCACACGUGCCGAGCUUUGCUUCGCACGGAAUCCACGGCGACGCCCUCCUGCAGUUGGACAGCGCACGGCUUAAGGAGCUGGGGGUGGUGGGGACAAGUGACCGGUCUUUGCUGAAGAAGAAAAUCAAGGAGCUGCGUUCCCAACUGGACAAGGAACGUAAGGCGCAAGAGAAGGAACUUCGGGCACGGGAAAAGCUACAACGCAAAGCCGACAAAGCCAAGCGCAAGUGAUGUAGCCACCUGGAUUGGUGAAGUGAGUGUGCAGGGUGCUCCCUCCACCCGGUCAGAAACCCAGUUUUCUUUUAAAUGCCUUCAGUUCAUAAUGAACACAACGAACGCCACGCUCGCAACCCACAAGGGGCAACUUGGAGAAUAAACUCGCUUGCUCCUCAUAGAGGCAAGCAAUGCUCUUAUGUAUUUGGGUGUGAUUCUGUUUAAAUGCAAGUUUGAAAGCUUUCUUGCAUUUUGUGUACUAUGGGUUCAGUGAACAGAUCAUGUAUGUUAUUUAAACACCUAUUUUGUGUUUUUUAUUGCACGAGAAACGGCAGAGUGCCGCAUGUAAAUGCACACACAUAUAUUUAACAAACAUUCCUUUCUCUGCUGGAGCUCAUGUGACAUUGAUGGGUUGUGUCCCGGUCCCUGUGGCAGCUAAGUGGUGUAACCUGUCUCAGUGUGAUGCCGAUCAUUGUUUUUUCUAAGAAAUUGGCAGUGUUUUCUUUUUCAUUUAUGUUUGUGUUGUCAGUUGCUCAUUGACCUCUUGGGAGAAAGUCUUCCAGGAAGCCACUUGUUCGUGUGUGCCAGAGCAGUUUUUGUUUUCCUCCUUGCAAGCUUCAUUUUAAAUGUGCAUUUUCAUCAGGGUACCCUGCUUCAUUUUGUAUAUUUUCACAUGUGUACCUAAUAUUUGUUGUACCCUUGUUGGUUUUACAUAGUCUGCAGUAGAACUGACAGUUGGACUAAGUUAUACGCACAGAUUUUAUAUUGUUUUUGUGCAUGUUGUCUGGGAUAUGCACUUACCAAUUGAAUGGAAUUUUCUACUGCAUUGCACUACUUGGCAUUGCCUGAUACAUGGGUCACUCUGUGCAGUCCUAGGAUAUAGUAGUGGGGAUAUAUUUUAAACCAAUUUUUUUUUUUUGGCACUAGACGUAUGUAUUUUACGAAUUAAGAGUGUACUGGUAAUGUCUGUUUUGUUGCUUUCCGUUUAUUCUUGUAGACCUAUGUGUGACCGGUAAAAGUGCAGAAGUUUAAACACUAAGUGAGUUCUAUUUAUUUCCUCUUCCAAGGUGCCUCUUGUGUGUAUGAACAUACAGGGCCACUGUAUUUUGGAACAGGGUACUGUAUUUCAGAUGGUGAUCAUCGUGAUGGUGGCUAACGUUUCUGCAAAAAUAAGGCUUGAUCAUUUCUACUAGUUUGAUGUUGCCCUACUUCACCAAAUGACUGCCAUAACUGAAAUUGCUUGGUUGUUUUAGGAGGGCAACGAAUCCAAAGAAACAAACCCGGUUCCGCAAUAGAGUGACUCUAACACAGGUUUGACUUGAGUAGCUGUUUAUGGCAACUAUUGACCUGAAAGGAUCUGCCAUUCCAUAUGCACUGAUUUUGAUAUUUUUAGACUAGAGAUAUCAGUAGUAGUGCAUGAAAUGUUUUACAAAUGUCUAAAGAUUCGUGUUUUAACAUUUGCGUGACUUGUGAAGGGAUUUCAUGCUUUACUCUCGGAAUCACAAGCUGGUCUCAACUGUGUCUGCCUGGUUUGUAGAACAGAGGAGUGCAUUGUUGCACUUCUUGGUUCAACGGGGUAAAGUGUUCACUCAAUAGAAACACGUUGCUCUUGUGACCAAGCAAGCAGAAUUUAAACCCAACUUCCUAUCUUGGGUAAUACUGCAGAAACAGUUUCACAUGCAGCAUAGUUAUGUGUAUCUUCCACCUUGACACAUGAACAUGAUGAGGAGCUAGGUAGAUGUCAAAAUCAACAACUAAAUGAAAUAAGCUGUUGUGAAUGUUGUGAAAAGCAACGAUGGUCAAUUGAAUUUAGAACACUGAUAAUGUGGAUCAUCCUUAACAAGGCCAUCGGGUUUUCUACACUUUCUAUUUUAAAAAAUAUGGGAAGUUUCCUUUCAUUGGGUGUCAAUGAUUGAUGUGAACUGUUUCAACGAUUUUUUUGUUUGAGCAGAUGUGAGCAAAUGAGAUUACCAGUUUGCCUAAGAUUUUUAAGAGUAUAGAUAAUGAAGUGACAGUGAUGUAUUACAUUAGAUCAGAAUUCAGUGAUGACAACAGAAGGGUGCUUGCUAACUGGAGGUUGUAUUGUAGCACAUGUGAUGUACUAAAUGUGCAUUACUAUAUGAUAUUACACAUUUGCUUAAUUUUUAAUGAAAUGUGAUGACAUAUUAGGCCGAUUAGCACUUGGAACAUUGUACUGUUUGCUUUUUUAAGAUACUACUAUAGUUUCAUUUUUCAUUUUUUUUUAUUUUCCUAAUAUUGUACUUUAAUAACAAGACUUUCUCAAGUUGCUCAUCUGACUACUACUACCUUGUUCCAAUAUUGUUUGAACAUAAAGCUCUGAGAGAACCCAUCUCCAUUACCACAAUGUGCUGAUGGUUGUGCGCCUGUUCUCGGGAAUUUUCUUUUGCUCAAAGUGGCAGGAGAGCGGACGAACAAAAGUUAGGCAUGAGACAAGUUCUUUGAUAGAGUCCUUAUUUUUGCUGUGUACAGUUUCCAUGAACCUUUGUAUGACAGUUUUGUUGACAUGCUGUGAUAGUUUGUGGAAACAUGCUAUAGACUUUUUACUUUAAAAAGUCCAGCAGGAAUCGGUUACUUAACUUGACCCUUAGUGGACGAUGAAGCUACAGAAAACAGUGGUGAGCGGCAACCUAAUGCAUUUGAGGCUGUGGUACCCAUGGAUGCCAAACUUGUGCAAGUGAUGUAGUCCAAACUUUCUUCAUUUUGUCGUAUCGCAAACAUUUCAGCCUCUUUUUUACAGACAGCUCUUCACAUCGACUCAAGUGUUACGAUGUCUUUGACAUGUUUUAAUUUUCUUACCUGUGAAGUUUUGUUUACUUGACUGGACAACUAUUCUUAAUUUGGGGUUGUAAAUGUUGCAAAUACAUUAUUUUUAGUGCUGAAGACAGAAAAAGCAAAUGACAGUUUCAAUGUUUGUAGUGGAGGCAUUUGGGACUCCUGUCUCAAAGUGCCGCAAUUGAAAACAGUGGUGUUGCAUGUAUGUCAGUGAUAGUAGUGCACGUCUGCUUCAGGUGCUAGGUUGCUGACAUAGCGGAGUGCUGGAGCAAUGCAGAUACUAGUAAUCUCAGACAACAUACCUACCAGUAUGAGACUCUGUCAAGAGCCUGCAUUCAUCCUGGUGUCUGCAGAGCUCUUCACCGUCUCAUUCUACUGUGAAGCGUGCAUCGUCGAUAAAUUUUGUACGAACAUUUUCAUAGUGUAGUAAGCUAUGUAGCUAUGAACUCAACAACUGGUCUGAGUGUGAACAAAUAAAUUGUGGUUUUUAUGCAA